Chrysoperla carnea is the source of this 2158-nucleotide messenger RNA. It is a transcript of the gene olf413, whose product is annotated as MOXD1 homolog 2. Gene Ontology annotation, biological process: dopamine catabolic process; octopamine biosynthetic process; norepinephrine biosynthetic process. The transcript has 6 exons. Gene Ontology annotation, molecular function: dopamine beta-monooxygenase activity; copper ion binding. Gene Ontology annotation, cellular component: secretory granule membrane. The record is from RefSeq and is a predicted model, not a curated record. Bases 232 to 2094 code for a protein of 620 amino acids. NCBI's taxonomy places the organism in Eukaryota, Metazoa, Arthropoda, Insecta, Neuroptera, Chrysopidae.
AAUAAUUUUAUCAAUAAAUUAAUUAAAAAUCAAGUGAUAUUUUUCAUUGUGUUCGUGUGUAGUGUGCGAUGGCAAUGUACAGAAUGUGCAAGAUGGGCACAUACGGCAUUACUAGGCGGACCUGAUUAUCGUUUAUUAUGGUCUUUAGGACCCGGUCCACAUGAAAUUACUUUCGAAGUGCAAGUUAAAACACAUGGGUAUGUGGGUUUCGGGUUAUCACGUGAUGGUAAUAUGCCUGGUUCAGAUUUUGUUGUUGGUUGGGUGGAAAAUGGACAAGUAUAUUUUCAGGAUCGACAUGUGAAACAUCAUCAGAGAGCGUACACGGCGCCGAGCGCAUCAGUGAACCUUGGUGAUGCUGAUACGAUACCAAGUACAUUAGAAGUAGAUUCUAGUCAAGAUUAUGAUCUUUUAUUAGGGUAUGAAAAUGUAACGCACACAGUGUUACGAUUUAGGCGAAGACUGAAUACAUGUGAUCCCAGAGAUAUUCCUAUCACGAAUGAUACAAUGAGUGCAUUAUGGAUAAUGCAUCCAGAAAAACCCACAAGUGGUAGUUACGCUGGUAAAUUAACGGCACCAAAAAAUGAUGGUGUAAUGCGCGGUAGUCAAAGUGUUUAUUUUUUACAACGAGUAAAUCAAGAAGCUCCACGUGUUGAUGAAGCACCACGUGUUUGGGAACUACGGAAUCAUGAGGCGAAAAUACCACCGCCAGGUGAUUCAAUAUAUUGGUGUCGUGUGUUUCAAAUGCCAAGUAUACCAACGAAACAUCAUUUAAUUCGAUAUGAACCAUUACUUGAAGACACGGGAAAAAUCCAUUUACAACAUGCCAUUUUGUACGAGUGUCAAGAAAGUGUUGAAGUAGUGUAUUAUGCCAAUCGUUCGGGACAAUUAUGUCGUGAAUUGGGUACACCACCAUUAUCGUGUAAUGUGAUUGUAGCCUCUUGGACUCGAGGUUCAGAAGGUUUUACAUUCCCACCUGAAGCUGGUUAUCCGUUUGAAUCAAAUUCACCAAAAUAUUAUGUUUUGGAAACGCAUUAUUCAACACCAAAUGAUUUUGAUUUCCAAAAUGAUGAGCUAACAGAUUCAUCAGGAAUACGAUUGUAUUAUACACCAGAGUUACGGCGUCACGAUGCUGGACUACUCUCAAUUGGAAUUGAUCCAAAUUGGCGACAUAUUAUUCCACCUGGACAACCAAAGGUUAUAUCAUCCGGUCAUUGUAUAUCGGAUUGCACGCGACAAGCAUUCCCUGAUAAUGGAAUAAAUAUAUUUGCGGUAGUGACACGAACACAUAAAAUUGGUAAACAAAUUCGGUUACGACAAAUUCGUGAAAAUUCUGAGUUGCCGUUAGUGUUUGAAGAUGAUAAUUUAAAUUCGGAAUAUCAAGAAUACCGUCGUUUAAAUACUCCGGUCCGUGUAUUACCUGGUGAUCAUUUAAUUGCUGAAUGUAGUUAUAAUAGUUCACAACGUUCUGCCAUCACCUUAGGCGGUCUAACUGAUCGUGAGGAAACAUGUAUUGUAACAUCGUUGUAUUAUCCUCUACAAAAGAAAUUAACUACAUGUCAUAGUUUACCAAGUUUACCGACGGUGUUGAAUUCAUUAGGGAUUCAAGAAUUACAAACAGGAUCAAAUCCAUUACGAAUAAGUGCACCACCAGAAUUAGCAGGCAUGACGUUAGAGACACGUCUACUCACAUACGAUUGGCGACAUCAUUUUCCAGAGUUUCAGUUGGCAACACAGCGGGGUUCUUUUCGACCGCGCUGUUGGAAUGCUAACUAUAAUUUCCUACCGGGUACAGAAAACAUGGAAGCGCAUUUUCCAAACAUCACAAAUAUUUUUGAACGUGAUCGAACUAGCGCAGCAGCACGUACCACAUGUCCGCCAAUUGCGGAUAACGAACGAUCAACAUCUGAAGUACGUGAAAGACCACCAACGUUAAUCGACAAUAAUCAAAUAGAAAUAACCAAUCGUAAUAAUAAAGUAUCAAGAAGUCCUGGUGAGCAUACACUUAGUUUAAGUCAUGCAACAAGGCAUAAUUUAAGUCAUACAUUUUUAAUAUUAACAACAUUAGUGACAACGCUAUUUUGGGGAUUUUUAUAAAUUAAAAAAAUUGGUUAAAGAAAUUUUUAAAACACUGUGAUUGAACUUUCGAGAAAAAAGUGGU